Messenger RNA from Microthlaspi erraticum, 408 nucleotides. NCBI's taxonomy places the organism in Eukaryota, Viridiplantae, Streptophyta, Magnoliopsida, Brassicales, Brassicaceae. The record is from the annotation of a GenBank genome assembly.
AUGGCAAGCAGGAACGCCAAAGCGUUGAAGAUAGAGGAUUUGUUUGGAGAGGAGCCUGAUUGGUUUCAAGAGUCAUAUCUUGUUCCAGCGAUGGAGUCAAUUGGUGUGGAAUUUGUGCUCCAGAAAUGGAGCCUAGUCCCGUAUAAGGCCAAACGUAAAAUAGAAGAGAAGUACAAGGCCAUGGAUGCCGAAGAAGCGUUCAUCAAGAAAUUUAAAGACAAGGUGGAGACUCUAAAAGAUGAAAUCAAAUGGUGUUGUAAUAAACCUGAGUGUCCGUCGGACAAGAAGUUUAAAGAUAAUAUUAAGGUGUGUGAAGUCGGCUCGAAGACUUGGAAAUGUGAGUGUUUGUGGAAAAAGAAAGCUUUGUUGGAUGAAGUGUUUUCUUUGAUCACAAAGAAAGAAAACUAG